GGCGGGGUGGGGGCGGCAGCGGCGGCGCGGGCUGCGGCUGCCUCCGGCUGCCUCCCGCCGCGGGGCGCGGAGCGGGGCGGCCGCGGGGAGCGCCCACCACCCCGCGGCGGCGCGGGAGCCCAGGACACGGACAGAGAUGUUGACAGCUUUGGAACAAUGCAGGACACGCUGAUUGCAUCCAUGCAGUGCCACUGGCUCGGAAGAAGGUUCACCAAAGCAGAUGAGUCCUGCCUCUCACCCUGCGGAUGAUAAAUGCCAGAGGAAAGUGUCUACAGAGGCUGGGGCAGGCUGUGUAACCACUCUGGAGCCUUGGGUUGUAUUUCAUCCCAUCAUGAAUGUUGUAGGGCCAGUUGGGCUGGUCCUCCCCUGAGUCAGUUGACUGCAGGUUUGCACUGUCUGCUUUCGAUCCAGAACUCUUCUGGGACCCUUCUGCAGAUUCCUGGAGCUGCUGUCUAAAUGGGUCCAGUCAUGCCUCCCAGUAAGAAGCCAGAGGGCUCAGGAAUUAGUGUUCCCAGUGGAUUGAGCCAGCGUUAUCAAGAUAGUGAUUUAUCAAAGGCACUUCAUGAUGAUGAGGACCUAGAUUUCUCUUUGCCUGCCAUCAGAUUAGAUAAAGGGGCCAUGGAAGAUGAAGAACUAACUAAUUUGAACUGGUUACAUGAGAGCAAGAACUUGCUGAAAAGCUUUGGGGACUCGGUGUUAAGGAGCGUUAGCCCUGUUCAGGACAUUGGUGAUGACACACCGCCGUCUCCUGCCCACUCUGACAUGCCCUACGAUGCCAAGCAGAACCCCAACUGCAAACCUCCUUAUUCCUUUAGCUGCCUCAUAUUUAUGGCCAUUGAGGAUUCACCAACCAAAAGACUGCCCGUAAAGGAUAUAUACAACUGGAUCUUGGAACACUUUCCAUAUUUUGCAAAUGCACCCACUGGAUGGAAAAAUUCUGUGAGACAUAAUCUGUCCUUGAAUAAGUGUUUUAAGAAAGUGGACAAAGACCGAAGUCAGAGUAUUGGAAAGGGGUCCUUGUGGUGUAUAGACCCAGAAUAUAGACAAAAUCUUAUUCAGGCUUUGAAAAAGACACCCUAUCACCCAUAUUCGCAUGUGUUCAAUACACCUCCCACAUCUCCUCAGGCAUAUCAAAGCACAUCAGGUCCACCCAUUUGGCCAGGAAGCACCUUUUUCAAGAGAAAUGGGGCCCUUCUACAAGAUCCUGACAUUGAUGCUGCCACUGCCAUGAUGCUUUUGAAUACUCCCUCUGAGAUACAAGCAGGUUUUCCUUCGGGAGUGAUACAAAAUGGAGCUCGAGUGCUGAGUAGAGGAAUAUUUCCUGGAGCCAGGCCAUUGCCAAUCAACCCUAUAGAGAGCAUGGCUGUAGCAGUAAGGAAUGGAAUAACAAACUGCCGGAUGAGGACGGAAAGCGAACAGUCCUGCGGCUCUCCAGUUGUUAGCGGUGACCCAAAGGAGGAUCACAACUACAGCAGUGCCAAAUCUUCCAACCACAGGAGCACAUCACCUGCCAGUGACUCUGUUUCCUCUUCCUCUGCUGACGACCAGUAUGAAUUUGCAACUAAAGGUAGCCAAGACAGCAGUGAAGGAAGUGAAGUUAGCUUCCAGAGCCACGAGAGCCAUAGUGAAACAGAAGAGGAGGACAAAAAGCAAAGUCGGAAGGAGACCAAGGAUUCUUUAGCUGACAGUGGAUAUGCAUCCCAGCACAAGAAAAGGCAACAUUUAAUGAAGGCGAAAAAAGUACCAAGUGACACACUGCCUCUUAAAAAGAGACGUACAGAAAAGCCCCCUGAGAGUGACGAUGAGGAGAUGAAAGAAGCAGCAGGAUCACUCCUGCAUUUAGCAGGAAUUCGAUCCUGUUUGAACAACAUCACCAAUCGGACGGCAAAGGGGCAGAAAGAGCAAAAGGAAACCACAAAAAAUUAGAACAAAUCAAUGAUUUGUUUGAACUUACAAAGUUUUGUUUCAGCACGUCAGGUGAAAUCUAAUGAUUUGUGGCAAUAUCAGCAAUUUUUUCCUUUUUUGUUUUUCUUCUAUUUCUGUUUUGUUUCUUUGGGUUUUUGUUUGGGUUUUUGGUUUUUUUUUUGACCCUUAAGAUUUUUAUUUUUAAAGGAGAUUGAAGCCAUAGAACUCAUACUGACACUCAGCUAAUUUACAAAAGCUUUUCAUUACCUGAAGACAAAAAGUUAACAAAAAAAGAAAGCCAAAAUCGCCAUUGCUUUCUCCAGCUUGUCAAAAAUGCAUGGUUGAAUACGCAGUGAUAUCAACUUUAAUGUGAUGGGAGUAAAAUUGGGCACUUGGAAAUCCCUCUUAUAGUAGAAGAGCUGUGCAUAAUUUAGUAUUCAUUCAGGCCUGGCCCUUAAGAAUUUUUUUAAUGGCCUUACAAUUGGGUUAGAAGUGAAUGUGAAUAAAGAGGUUUGUGAGAAAGAGGAGGCGUGUACUUCUCAACCAAGAGCUGUUUAGUGGCACUUGGAGAUGUUGUGCCAUACAAGUCUUCAGACAGUCACUAGUGGCAACUGUGGAAGCAGUAAUGCACUUCUAGUGUGUCACGUAUUCUAUGUGGCUCAUAAUAUGAAGACUGAUAACUCUAAGGAAAUUUAAACUAUGUAUGCAAUGGGUUUCAGUGAAAUAAUUAAAUGGGAGGGGGGGUGACUGUUAGUAGCAUCGUUAACCAUUGAAUUCUGUCUUCUGUAUUAAAUUGAAAGAAUAUUCAAAAAGCCAUAAGCCUGAAGAUUGGCACUGCGUGCAAAAAAUGAUAGUAAUAGGGAAAAACAAACUAUGUCUUCUAAACUGCCUGAGUGAAAAGUAAUCAAUUACAGUAGAUACAAUGUACAUCAAAAUCUUUUUCUGUGGAUUACAUCUUUGAUCUAACAGGGAAAACAAAGCUACAAAACCUGCCAUUAGUAGUAUUCUGUAUUUAAAAAUAGAAGGAAAGCAUAUUGGUGAACAGUAAAAUUCAGAAGUUCAACAAAAGAGCUCCUACACUGCCCUCAGAAAUGAGUGUGCAGUGACCAUCAGUCAGGAUUCAUCUGUGCAAAAAUGACAACAAAUUUCCAGAUUCAACCAGCAUAGCCAGCAGAAGAAAUUUGAUCCACAUUGCAUGGAUUCUUUAGGGAAGGGGGAAAACAAAAAGCAAACAAUUUUUUUUAUUCAAAGAUGACAAAGUUCUUGUAAGGUAAAUAAUGUAUUUAGCAUGAAGCAUGAAUUAUUUUCAUAUAAAUAUAGAAAAUAGAGAAAAAGGCUAUGCCUCUAAUUUUUAAGCCCUUAGGCUUAGAGUUUGUUUUUUGGGGGUUUUAUUUUUUGUUUGUUUUGUUUUUGUUUUGGUUCUUUUUUGUUGUUGUUGGGGUUUUUUUGAAGCAGGUGUUUAAGGUUUAACCUUCUUCAGGGACAAACACUGACUGUUGGGGAACUUACUCUGCAAUAUUAAAAAAUAAAAUCUUCAUGCUCUGGUAGGGCUUGGAUGGUUGAAUUAUACUGCCUUGUCUGCACAUUCAGCCCCCCUCUCCCUACUUCUGUUUAAAAAAAGAAAAAAAAAAAAAGAAAAAAGUAAAAGUGUGUCUUUUCUUCGUCUGUACAUGUGUAACAUGACGCAAUAA
This is a messenger RNA of Poecile atricapillus (Black-capped chickadee), 3596 nucleotides long. It is a transcript of the gene FOXN3, whose product is annotated as forkhead box N3. Gene Ontology annotation, molecular function: DNA-binding transcription factor activity; cis-regulatory region sequence-specific DNA binding. NCBI's taxonomy places the organism in Eukaryota, Metazoa, Chordata, Aves, Passeriformes, Paridae. Gene Ontology annotation, biological process: regulation of DNA-templated transcription. Gene Ontology annotation, cellular component: nucleus. The transcript is spliced from 9 exons. Bases 457 to 1926 code for a protein of 489 amino acids. The record is from RefSeq and is a predicted model, not a curated record.